Sphaeramia orbicularis (orbiculate cardinalfish) is the source of this 2582-nucleotide messenger RNA. It is a transcript of the gene vsig10l, whose product is annotated as V-set and immunoglobulin domain containing 10 like. The transcript has 12 exons. The coding region runs from base 105 to 2210 and encodes 701 amino acids. Lineage: Eukaryota; Metazoa; Chordata; Actinopteri; Kurtiformes; Apogonidae. The record is from RefSeq and is a predicted model, not a curated record. Gene Ontology annotation, molecular function: protein binding.
CCUGAAGGACACAGCAGGCAGGAAGUCACUAGUUUGAUGGUGUUAACGGGUGGACGGGUCGUGUUCUGGGUCCAACAGGUUCUGGUCGGUUUGUUGUCAGUAAAAUGACAUGGCUACGUUUAUCCCAGCAUGUGAGGACACUUUACCGAACUGUUGUACUCUGUGUUCUCUGUCAAGUUGCCCACAGUGACCUGGUGGUCUCUCCAGCUGGUCUCACUCAGAUAAACAUCUUAGCCGGCAGCACCGUGACCCUGGCUGUGUCCUACAGUGGUGCCACCAACCCAGCCAUUGUCUGGAAAAUGGGAAGUGUCCCUGUCGUCACCUGGACUAUUAACUCCACCACUCCACCGGACAUACCUGUAAACAACAGGGAUGUGCUGACGGUGAUGGCAAACGGAUCCCUUACUUUUGUAAAUGUGUCGGUUGAAUAUACAAACAAUUAUACUGUUGAAAUGACAAAGUCUGGACAGGGGACGGCUUCUGCAACGUUCACACUCAAGGUAUUUGAACACAUAGAGAAUGUAACUGUGGACCUACAGCCUGACUUUGCCUCAGAGGGAGCAGAUCGCUUCACUUUACAGUACACUAUGCUGAGAGGAGUGGUGGAGGAGCAGACGUGGUUUUUUAAGGGGACGGAGAUAAAAAACAAUUCUCACUACUUGGUGGAGCAGAGAAGCCUUGUGGUCCUUAAACCAAACAGGAGCGACACAGGACAGUACAGUGUGGUUCUAAAAAACCCCUUCAGCACAGUGACAACACAGAAGACUGUCACAGUGCUGUAUGGCCCAGAUGAACCCAUCCUUGAGGCCAGUCCAGCUCAGCAGUUUUACAUUUCUGGAGAUUCCCUUACCCUCUCCUGCAAGACUGAGGGUUUGCCACAGCCGGUUCUAAAGUGGGUCUUCGGUGGUGAGCCUGUUUCUGGUUCUGUCGGAGGAAUCCUGAAUCUGACCAACGUGCAAACAAACCAGUCAGGCAUAUAUAACUGCACAGCGAUCAAUGAAAAGACCAAACUGCAGCGACAGAAGAGCAUGAAUCUAAAGGUUUAUGAGAAACCAGAGGGGACCCCGAUGUGCUCUGUUCACUCUGUGAAUAACACUGACCUGCAGUAUGACUGUCAGUGGUCUGGGGGAUCCCCGCAGGCACAGCUGUCUUUUCCAGCGCUAAGUAACAGCAGCAGUGGGAUGGGACAUCUCAGCCUGACUGUCAGCGCUUCAGACAGUCUCGACGGGACACCUGUCUCCUGUACGGCAGAUCAUCCAAUUGAAAAAAAUGAGUGCAAUAUUACCGCAAGUCGUCCAGCGGAGUUCCUGCCAUCUAUGAGAACUACAGUUAAUUCUGAGGGCAAAAUAGAGGUAACUAUCACCUGUCUCAGUGAGGCCUCACCCAAAACUGUGGUGUCAUGGUCCAAAGGCAACGAGACUGUCAGCAGCGGGUCAACAUACCAGAUCAGCAGCAACACCACUCAGCUCGACAUCCAACAUUACAAUGUCAGCAACUUUCUCCUCCACAACUACACAUGUACCUGUCGCAAUCCACUGGGCUUCCAGAAAAGAGGAAUUCAGCUACAGGGCCCGUCCAUCUCAGAUUCCAAUUUGUUUCCAAACCAAGAUGGAACAGUCGUCACUUUGACUUGGGAGGUCCCGCCCACUUCUGUUGUUACAGGGUUUGACGUCCAGAUGAAAGGACCUGAACUCCAGACUCAAAGUCGUAACGACACCAAAACCAGAGGCAGCUCAGACGUAUUUACCACCAUCCUGCUGAAACCUGGUUCAGCUCGGAGCGCAGACAUCCUUUUUCUGGACCCAGACCGGACUUACAGGUUCCGCAUAAUCCCUAAAGCCCGUUCGACUGAAGGAGAGCCGUCCAAGGUCCACAGGAUCCGUCCAGGGGAUGGGCUGAGUGGUCCGGCCAUCGCUGGCAUCGCAGCAGGCAUUCCCUGCAGUCUCCUGUUUCUAAUCCUGCUGGGCGGUUUCAUCUACCUCUGCUUCUACUGCCACAAAAACAAAAGUCAGCUGGGAAGAUAUCCUAAAACCAGAGCCCAUGAAACGGUGAUAAAAAACAAAUCCGACCCGAGCCCUCAUAACCUGCUGGCAGGAGGGCUGAAGCCUCCUCCUGAUUAUAACCGAUUACAUCAGACUCCAUCUGAACGAUCAGUCACUCUCCCCUCCUUUGUCCCCCCACCACCCGUCAGAGUGGCUACAACUGUGUAACUCUCAAUUUUAUUUGUAUUUUUAAUUUUGCACAGUAUGUGUUGUAUUUUAAUUUAUAUUUUCUAUUUGUAUAAUUGUUUUUAAGAAAAGGAAAUACGCUGUUAUAUACUAUAAACACAGAUCAUUGUACUGCUUUUCUGGAGAAUCAAACUUUUAUUUUUUUCAUAAGUUUGCGACACGUUGAAGUUUAAGGUAGUUUUAGUAAGAAUACCAGACUGUAUAACCACCGCUGUAACCAGAGCAAAAUGCCUACAGCAGGGGUGUCCAAACUUUUUUUAAAGAGGGCCAGAUCUGAUAAUGUGGACAUUGCCAGGGGCCAGUGGUCCCUUUGGAAAUUUUUUAAACAGUAAAAAUUACAUAUAAAUGCGCUGU